CUCCUCCCUCUGCUUCUGGGCAGGGUUCUCCACUCCCACUGCCCUGCUCCUACAGGCAGAUUCUAUGGGCUCUCUGGCUUGGUCUCACUGUCGGGGAAGUCACCCUGUGCCCACUGCAGUCUGGCCUUUCCUCCUCUUGCUGCAGUCCCAGCCUCUGGCUUCAUGUAUUGCUUUCCAGGGGAAGGUUCUAGCCCGUGGCUAUCCAGCCAAGGGUUCUGCCCUCUCCUCCUCUGCUCUGUCCCCUAACUUGUCCUCUCCAGCCUGGCAGCAAUUCAGCCCCCUGUUUCAGCCCUCCUGCCCGUGGACACUGGAGGCUUGGGGUCCAGAGGCUGUCAGCUGGUGCCCUGCAGGACUAAUGUCUCUCCAUUUUUUUUUUUUUUUUUGCGGGGGGUGGGGGGGGCUCUUCUCCCCUCCCCCUCUGGCUCUGUCCAAGGAAUUUUAUGGAAAGGAUCAGCUCUUGGCAAGGCUAGGUAGGGCUGGAGGAGGGGAGGGAGGGUGUGAACUCCAUUUGCUCUUCAGCUUGGCUGGCCGGGAAGAAUAUGGGAUUAAAAUCUUCUUCAGAUCCUGUGCCAGGAGAGAGCGUCUUUGGGGAACAGGGGCUGGAAAAAAAUCACUUCCUUGUGGAGAAACCGCAGUUGGAGGAUGAGGGGGAUAUUAGGUCUGCACUUGGGUGGAGUGACAGUAGACGUUAGGUCGGAGAAGAAAGUGUGUGUUUUGAGGGGGAUGUAUGAGUGCGCUCUCAGUCGCUCAGUUGUGUCUGACUCUUUGCGGCCCCAUGGACUGUAGCCCACCAUGCUCCUCCGUCCAUGGAAAUGUUCAGGCAAGAAUACUGGAGCGGGUUGCCAUGUCCCAUUUGGGGGCUUGAGGGGUGGUCAAAGGAGUCCAGUAGGAAGGCCCUCCCAGAGGGCUCUGGAAGGGUCCCUGCCACCCUCUGCCUCCACCUCACUAUAGCAGAGUACUGGUGUGUGAGAGCCUUUCCUUGACCCUUGGCUCCUCCUUUCCCAACAACUCUCAAGGGAGUUCCCAGAACUUUGGUAGGAUGCUCUGAGAUUCUCUUCAGGCCUCCCUAAGGCCUGUUCUUCUGCCGUUUCAUUUUCUUCUUUGCAAUCCUGCCCUCUCCAGGACAGAGAAUAGCAGGGUCUUCUUUUUCCUAAGACUUUUCUCAGCUCACAUUUCUCCAAACUGGCUCUCAGACUUCCUCCAGACACCAAGGAAGGAUGGUUCUGGGGGACCCCAAGAGUCACUACCUCAGGUUGGGCUUGGCCCAGCCCCAAAUCGCCUUGCCUCAAGGCAGUUAGAGAGAGGAGUCUUCGUGCUCUAGCGUCCUUGCCCAGUAGGGACCCCAGUUGGAGCAGCUCUUUUAAGCUCCACAUUCCCUUUCUGGGCACCCGGCCCCUCUCCUGCCCCUCCCCUUCCCUUCCCUUCCUCCAGGGACUCCAUGGCAACGCAAAAGCAAGGGCAGUUGUCAUGGAAACAGUCCUUUAAAAUUCCCUGAAUUUGGGGCACAGCCCUCCAGGGGUGGGGGUGGGGGAUGUUAGGGUCUGACUGACUAGGGCACGGCCUCUGUGUCUCACCACCGCUGCUCAUCUCUACAGAGGGUUCCCCAAGCCCUGAACCCUGCUCUCCUCGCAGCCCCAGAGAUCCAGGGACAGAUUCCCACUGUGUUUUUGAUGACUUUCCUGGAUGCCUUGGAGACAGGCUACGGGAAGUACAAGAACCCUUACCACAACCAGAUCCACGCAGCUGACGUCACCCAGACGGUCCACUGCUUCUUGCUCCGCACAGGGAUGGUGCACUGCCUGUCGGAGAUUGAGGUCCUGGCCAUCAUCUUUGCUGCAGCCAUCCACGACUACGAGCACACUGGCACCACCAACAGCUUCCACAUCCAGACCAAGUCGGAAUGUGCCAUCCUGUACAACGACCGCUCAGUGCUGGAGAAUCACCACAUCAGCUCUGUUUUCCGAAUGAUGCAGGACGACGAGAUGAACAUCUUCAUUAACCUCACCAAGGAUGAGUUUGUAGAGCUGCGAGCUCUGGUCAUCGAGAUGGUGUUGGCCACAGACAUGUCCUGCCAUUUCCAGCAAGUGAAGUCCAUGAAGACAGCAUUGCAGCAGCUGGAGAGGAUUGACAAGUCCAAGGCCCUCUCUCUGCUGCUUCAUGCUGCUGACAUCAGCCACCCCACCAAGCAGUGGUCGGUUCACAGCCGCUGGACCAAGGCCCUCAUGGAGGAAUUCUUCCGCCAGGGUGACAAGGAGGCCGAGCUGGGCCUGCCCUUUUCUCCGCUCUGUGACCGCACUUCCACCCUCGUGGCGCAGUCCCAGAUUGGCUUCAUCGACUUCAUUGUGGAGCCCACGUUCUCUGUGCUUACUGAUGUGGCUGAGAAGAGUGUCCAGCCCACCGGGGACGACGACUCCAAGUCUAAAAACCAGCCCAGCUUCCAGUGGCGCCAGCCUUCUCUGGAUGUAGAAGUGGGAGACCCCAACCCUGAUGUGGUCAGCUUCCGCUCCACCUGGACCAAAUACAUUCAGGAGAACAAGCAGAAAUGGAAGGAACGGGCGGCAAGUGGCAUCACCAACCAGAUGUCCAUUGACGAGCUGUCCCCCUGUGAGGAAGAGGCCCCCGCCUCCCCUGCCGAAGACGAGCACAACCAGAACGGGAAUCUGGACUAGCGGGGCCUGGCCCAGGUCCUCACAGAGUCCAGAGUGUUCGAUGUCAUCAGCACCAUCCAUCGGGACUGGCUCCCCCAUAUGCUCCGAGGGAGCGUGGACGUCGAGGAACAGAAAACCCACCCGAAGGAUGAAUGCCAGAGAUUGUGGGGUUGGGGGAAGGGCCCUUCCCCACCCGACACCCAUUGGGGCGCACUUUAUUCUCCUGGUGGAAAGACUGGGAAACUUCGGGCUCCCAAUGGUCACUGUGUCCAUCCCCCUGCCUCUGGACUCUCCCCGUGGCCAGAUGACUGGUUGGAGGGGAGCUUCCUGGAGGUUUCCCAGGGCUUGGGGGGAGGGUCAGAGAUGCCAGCCCCCUGGGCCCUCCCCCAUCCUUUUUGCCUCCAAGUUUCUAAGCAAUACAUUUUGGGGGUUUCCUCAGCCCCCUACCCCAGAUCUUAGCUGGCAGGUCUGGGUUCCCCUUUUCCUCCCCUGGGAGGGGCUGGAACAGGAUAGGAAGCUGGGGGUUUUCAGAGCUCUGCACAGGGAGGGGCGUGGGCUCCUUCAGGGCAUGGCACCUUUCUAGGGCCUGGGAAUGGGGGCAUCCUCUGUACCCCAGACCUGCACUGCUUCACCCCCACCCCUGCCCAGACUCUGCGGUCUUCCCUCCCUCCCAUUCUGGAAUGGUGACUGGGGGAGGAGGAGCCAGAGAGGGGGCUGAGUGGGGGGGGUCCUCAAGGACCUGUCACCUGCUCUGGCCGAGUCCUGAACCCGUCGCCUCCUUCCCCUCCCCUGGGGCCGGGAGGCUCCCAUCCGACCAAUGUCUGUAAAGUGCUUUGAGGUCUCCCCAGCAGAGCACCUUCAGGAUGCAUCCUAGAGCACAGGCGGGAGAGCUGGGUUGGGGUCAAGGGCGCAUGGGGAGGGUGAGGUGUCCUCAGCAGUCCUGCGUUGCUGACAGAGAGGGUCCUGCCCUUCCAGCCCCGGCCCAGGAGGCCCCUUCCUGGGGCAAGUGGGGAGUGGCGGGUGGAAGGCAGCCGGCAGCCCAGCCAGGCCCCCGCCCCUUCCUCUCCUCAGGCUCCUCUGGCCCCGCUCUGUCCCAGGAAAGGCCCAAGUCCAGUGACUGCCCUCCUCCUUCCUUGUAAAUACCAGACAUGCAUUUGUACAGUGGGCCCUGUGCGUGUGAAGUCGUAGCCACGGUCUUUGAGACCUGCCACCUGCCACUCGUUCCUCCUACCCCACCCAGAGAGGGGUAGAGACGCAUGUGACUGACCCCUGUCCUCGGUCUCUCGGAACCCUGCUAUAGCCAGAGGUCAAUAAAGAAAGGAGACCAGGCCUGGCUGUGUGUGUUGUUUGCCGGGUGAAAGUGCACUGGGCGUCUUCACGUGCAAAGUCUCUUCAAGCGGACAAAACCCUGGUGCUGUGUGUGCCCUGUUAUAUACGGAGGCCAGAGAGGGGAGGUUCUGCCCGAGGGUGCGCAGCAGGGCUGGCAGAAGGGACCUUCCACUUCUGAAGCGCUUUUUAUUCUCUCCAGCAUACCACUUCUUCUAAAGAGGGGUGAAUCUUGCCUUCCCUCCACUGCCUGGAAAAAGCAGAAGCGGUGGGCAGGAGAGGCCUGGCUGUGGUGUCUGAGAAAGGUUAUUCACCUCUGCUCAGCUUCUGUCGUUUACCCUGGCCCCUCAGUGCCAAGGACAAGGGGAGAGGUGACCUUUCCAGUUCCCAGCAAGCACCUCUUCGUGAAUGGCUCCCGUGGCCUCAAUCUAGCUUGGCUAACAGGUUGGAAUCUGGGUGGUGGUCUCCUCCCAGCUGCAGAGGGAACACAUCCUGAAGCUUGGGAAUCACCAAGUCUCAGAGGGCAGGCAAGGAGGCAUUGAAGCAACACACCCUCUUUCCCAAGGGCCAAGGGCCAGGGUGCAGUUCCUGGCUUUGUCCAGCAGAGGGCGCGCACAGCACCAUCACAGCUGGCCAGGCCUUAGGGUUCCAAGGCCUCUCCUCCCAGCAAAGUAAGGGUAGGGCUGGAGAAAAACACCUCCCUUCUCAAGGCUCCUGCUCAGCUUCCCUUUUCCCUCCUUCCUGGAGG
This is a messenger RNA of Capra hircus (goat), 4722 nucleotides long. RefSeq names its product phosphodiesterase 1B (gene PDE1B). The record is from RefSeq and is a predicted model, not a curated record. Gene Ontology annotation, biological process: signal transduction. The transcript has 11 exons. Gene Ontology annotation, molecular function: 3',5'-cyclic-nucleotide phosphodiesterase activity. NCBI's taxonomy places the organism in Eukaryota, Metazoa, Chordata, Mammalia, Artiodactyla, Bovidae. The coding region runs from base 1671 to 2669 and encodes 332 amino acids.